AAUAGAAGCCAGGGUUUAUGUUGUAGCGCUUGUGGCUGUCUCUGGGGGCUCUCUUUUCAAUCCCUUCUUCCUCUCCUAUAUGAUUCGAAAUCCAAUCCUAACUCAGUGUUAAUCAUCCCAUUAACUUAAAAUUUUUGUACUGUUUUUAACCCUAAACGCCAUGGCUGCUUCUAGAUUAUCCUCUUGCGUAGCAUUAGCCGCCACCGCCGCUGCUGCUACCGCCUCCCCGCUCCAGAACCGUGCGUACGCCGAUUCGCCAUUUAGAUUCUCUCCGUUCUCCUCAUCCUCUUCUUCUACUCCCUCGGGUUCGCAGACGGAGCAAUCAUCACAUGCGAAAGCGGAUGCUAAAGCCGAGGCUGAGGAGCCUAAAACAGCAGGGUUCGAUCCAGAGGCUCUGGAAAGAGGCGCUAAAGCCCUUCGCGAGAUUAACAACUCUCCUAAUGCCAAACAGGUUUUUGAUCUAAUGAGAAAGCAGGAACAAACUCGGCUAACAGAGUUGGCAGCUGAGAAAGCACAUUAUGAAGCAAUUCAAUCGCAGGCUGAUAUCGACAGGCAACGGAAGUUGGCUGAAGAGCAACGGAAUCUAAUGCAACAACAAGCUCAGGCAAAAGCACAAAUGCUGAGAUACGAAGAUGAGUUGGCCAGAAAAAGAAUGCAGACAGAUCAUGAAGCUCAGAGGAGACAUAAUGUUGAAUUGGUUAAGAUGCAAGAAGAGUCAUCUAUUAGAAAAGAACAAGCAAGACGAGCAACUGAAGAGCAGAUACAAGCUCAGCAACGCCAGACAGAGAAAGAGAGGGCUGAAAUAGAACGCGAAACUAUAAGAGUUAAGGCGAUGGCUGAGGCAGAGGGACGUGCUCAUGAGGCAAAAUUGACAGAGGAUCAUAAAAGACGGAUGCUAAUAGAGAGGGUGAAUGGAGAAAGAGAGAAAUGGCUCGCUGCAAUUAAUACAACUUUCAGUCACAUAGAAGGGGGAUUUAGAACUUUGCUGACUGAUAGAAAUAAGCUGCUUAUGACUAUUGGAGGAGCUACCGCAUUAGCUGCUGGAGUUUAUACAACAAGAGAAGGAGCUAGAGUCACAUGGGGUUAUAUUAAUAGGAUACUGGGACAGCCAUCACUGAUUCGAGAAUCAUCCAUUGCUAAAUUUCCGUGUUCUGGCAUAAUGUCUCAAGCAAGGAACCGAUUUUUAAAGUAUAGUACAGCUGCACCUUUGGAAAGCAAAAGGGGUCUUCAGAAUGUUGUUCUCCACCCCUCGUUGAAAAGGAGAAUAGAGCAUCUUGCUAGGGCUACAGCAAACACCAAGACUCAUCAGGCGCCUUUCAGAAACAUGCUAUUUUAUGGGCCUCCGGGUACUGGUAAAACAUUGGUUGCUAGGGAGAUAGCACAAAAAUCGGGAUUGGAUUAUGCAAUGAUGACGGGAGGUGAUGUUGCACCAUUGGGUGUACAGGCUGUCACCAAAAUCCAUGAGAUAUUUGAUUGGGCUAAGAAUUCAAAGAAAGGUUUACUUCUUUUUAUUGAUGAAGCUGAUGCUUUUCUAUGCGAGCGUAACAGUAUACAUAUGAGUGAAGCACAACGGAGUGCUUUGAAUGCAUUGCUCUUUCGAACUGGGGAUCAGUCGAGAGAUAUAGUUCUCGUGCUUGCCACGAAUCGGCCAGGGGAUCUUGACAGUGCUAUCACCGACCGCAUUGAUGAGGUGAUUGAGUUCCCACUUCCCGGGGAGGAAGAACGAUUCCAACUUUUGAAGCUUUAUUUAAACAAGUACCUUUCUGAUGAAAGUGAAGGUACAUCUAAGUUGGGUGCUUUGUUCAAUAAAAAACCACAGAAGAUAACUAUAAAAGAUUUGUCAGAAGAUGUGAUCCGAGAGGCGGCCAAAAUGACGGAAGGUUUCUCUGGCCGUGAGAUAGCAAAACUUGUGGCUAGCAUCCAGGCAGCCGUCUAUGGGCGGCCAGACUGUGUAUUGGAUUCUCAGUUGUUUAAGGAAAUAGUAAACUACAAGGUUGACGAGCAUCAACAGAGAAUAAAAUUGGCAGCUGAAGGUGGUUUGCCAUCUUAGCUUGGGUAUUUACUCCUAAGAUUUUUACUUGCAGGAAGGAUAGCUAAGGCCUUCUUUCCUUGACACCACAUCUUUCAGAGUGAUAGUGUCAAUAAGAUUAUUGAUUGACCGAAUGCUAUUAGAUUCAUUGCAAAUAACCUGGUUGUGUUUUCGUGUUAUUCUCAAUUCAUCUUUGCAUUCCUGUUGAUAUUGCAAUGUUAGAGAAAUUUGUUAUCCUA
Molecule: messenger RNA, 2268 nt
Organism: Durio zibethinus
Lineage: Eukaryota; Viridiplantae; Streptophyta; Magnoliopsida; Malvales; Malvaceae
Biological process (GO): mitochondrion organization
Cellular component (GO): mitochondrion
Molecular function (GO): ATP hydrolysis activity; ATP binding; zinc ion binding
Source: RefSeq, a predicted model, not a curated record